This is a messenger RNA of Cyprinodon variegatus (sheepshead minnow), 1363 nucleotides long. RefSeq names its product autophagy related 3 (gene atg3). The record is from RefSeq and is a predicted model, not a curated record. The transcript has 12 exons. Bases 276 to 1226 code for a protein of 316 amino acids. Gene Ontology annotation, biological process: nucleophagy; autophagy of mitochondrion; autophagosome assembly. Gene Ontology annotation, cellular component: cytosol; cytoplasmic ubiquitin ligase complex. Gene Ontology annotation, molecular function: Atg8-family ligase activity. NCBI's taxonomy places the organism in Eukaryota, Metazoa, Chordata, Actinopteri, Cyprinodontiformes, Cyprinodontidae.
CUAAAAGAAGGACGCAUUUUAAGGCCGCAUAACGAGGACUCUUGGAAUCCGACCAGACUUCGGCGCCAUAAUCGUCCUUCGAAUCUGGCCUUCUGAGGACGCUUCCCAUGAAUUCGAACAGGGCCAAUAAGAAGACGACGAUCCCGGAAGUGUCAGAACGUGUCAUGUGAUCGGUCGUUUUGGCAGCUUGCCCGAGUAGCUAUGUAAAAAUAAGAGUAAAACUGCUUGGAGGGGUUCCGAACUAGCACGUUUCGCUGUUAACGAACUAAUCCACGAUGCAGGACGUCAUAAACUCGAUGAAAGGGACAGCUCUGGGUGUGGCUGAAUUCCUAACUCCGGUGCUGAAGGAAUCUAAGUUCAAAGAGACUGGAGUCAUUACCCCAGAGGAGUUUGUAGCAGCCGGAGAUCACCUGGUCCAUCACUGCCCCACAUGGAAAUGGGCUUCUGGGGAAGAAGCAAAGGUGAAGCCAUAUUUGCCACGGGACAAACAGUUUCUCUUGACACGCAAUGUCCCAUGUUACAAGCGCUGUAAACAGAUGGAGUAUUCUGAUGAGCUGGAAGCCAUUAUAGAGGAAGAUGAUGGAGACGGUGGCUGGGUGGACACCUAUCACAACUCAGGUGUGGUAGGGGUGACAGAUGCUGUGCGUGAAAUAUCUCUGGACAACAGUAAGGACAAGAACAUGAAUGCCAUGUCUACGCUGUGUUGUGAUGACGAUGAAGAUGAGGACGAGGAUGGAGGAGAAGCGGCAGAUAUGGAAGAAUAUGAGGAAAGCGGCUUAUUGGAGACAGAUGAGGCCACUUUGGACACCAGCAAAAUGGUGGAAACCAAAGCCAAAGUAGAAGCUGGCAGUGAGGAUGCCAUCCUUCAGACCAGAACCUAUGACCUAUACAUCACCUACGAUAAAUACUACCAGACGCCUCGACUCUGGCUAUUCGGUUAUGAUGAAGACAGGCAGCCACUGACUGUGGAGCAGAUGUACGAGGACAUUAGCCAGGACCAUGUGAAGAAAACGGUCACCAUUGAGACACAUCCCCACCUGCCUCCGCCCGCCAUGUGCUCUGUACACCCCUGCAGACAUGCUGAAGUGAUGAAGAAGAUUAUUGAAACAGUGGCCGAAGGAGGAGGAGAGCUGGGAGUUCAUAUGUACCUUCUGAUUUUCCUAAAGUUUGUCCAGGCUGUCAUUCCAACAAUAGAAUAUGACUACACAAGACAUUUUACAAUGUAGUUCCAUCUAUGCAGAAGGACUUCAGCUAACACACCAUAUCUGCUCAAGUAUACAACUUGUUUAUCUUACAUUGAUUCUUUGUUGAUGCCAUCAGAUAAGUCUUUUAUUGUGUCAGCCGCUUGUUUUUUGUGAAAGCU